This is a messenger RNA of Sinocyclocheilus rhinocerous, 2398 nucleotides long. RefSeq names its product coronin-6-like. Gene Ontology annotation, biological process: cell migration; actin filament organization. Lineage: Eukaryota; Metazoa; Chordata; Actinopteri; Cypriniformes; Cyprinidae. Gene Ontology annotation, molecular function: actin filament binding. The transcript has 11 exons. The record is from RefSeq and is a predicted model, not a curated record. The coding region runs from base 176 to 1585 and encodes 469 amino acids.
UGUUCAGGAACGACUAGUGAGGAGGAACUCGUACUAGUUCUGCGAGUCCGCACCAAGUUUGUGACCUGGAAUAAACGAGACACUUCUAAAUACCGCAGAGUCGAGAGGAGCCUUAAACCGUCUUGAGAAAGGGGAAGAGCAGAUUUAAAGACGUAUAUUCCCCAAAGACAGCGCCAUGAGUCGCAGCAUUGUGCGCCAGAGUAAGUUCCGGCAUGUUUUUGGGCAAGCAGUGAAAGCGGAUCAAAGUUUUGAUGAUAUCCGGGUUUCCAAAGUGACAUGGGACAGUUCCUUCUGUGCAGUUAACCCAAAGUUUCUGGCAGUUAUAGUGGAGUCCAGUGGAGGCGGGGCCUUUCUGGUUCUGCCUCUCUCACAGGUGGGUCGAGUGGACAAAAACUACCCUCUAGUGGUUGGACACUCAGGGCCUGUUCUGGACAUCGACUGGUGUCCUCACAAUGACAACAUACUGGCCAGCUGCUCUGAAGACACCACUGCCAUGGUAUGGCAGAUCCCUGACCACACUCCCUCUCGUCCCAUCAGUGAGCCCAUUGUGGUGCUGGAGGGUCACUCUAAACGUGUGGGCAUCAUCAAAUGGCACCCCUCUGCCCGCAACAUACUCCUCACUGCAGGCAGUGAUAAUCUGAUCAUCAUCUGGAAUGUGGGCACUGGAGAGCCCUUGAUGACAAUGGAUGACCAUCCUGAUCUCAUCUAUAACGUCAGCUGGAACUACAACGGUAGCCUGUUUUGCACCACCUGCAAGGACCGUCGCCUUCGAGUGUGCGAUCCCCGGAAAAACGAGGUGGUGGCGGAAAGACUGUCCCCACAUGAGGGCAUCCGGCCAAUGAGAGCCAUUUUUACCAAAGAGGGCAACAUUUUCACCACAGGUUUCACCCGGAUGAGCCAGAGAGAGCUUGGCCUGUGGGAUCCGACUAAUUUUGAAGAGCCCAUAGCAUUGUUGGAGUUGGACACAAGUAAUGGAGUUUUAUUGCCUUUUUAUGAUCCAGACACUAACAUCAUGUAUCUCAGUGGCAAGGGUGACAGCAGUAUUCGGUAUUUUGAGAUCACAGAGGAGCCUCCCUAUGUGCAUUACAUCAGCACAUUCAGUAGCAAGGAGCCACAGAGAGGAAUGGGCUUCAUGCCCAAGAGAGGAGUGGACGUCAGCAAGUGUGAGAUUGCCAGAUUAUAUAAACUCCAUGAAAGAAAGUGUGAGCCUAUUAUGAUGACAGUACCCAGAAAGUCGGACCUGUUCCAGGAUGAUCUGUAUCCAGACACAGCAGGCCCAGAGCCAGCUCUGGAACCUGAAGAAUGGAUGGACGGACAAGACGCAGACCCCAUAUUAGUGUCCAUGAGGGAUGGCUAUAUUCCGCCAAAGAGUAGAGAGCUAAAGGUGGCCAAGAAGAAUGUUCUAGACACCAGACCUGCAACACGUAGAAGCAUGUCUGUCGUAGAUGGAAGUAGUUUGCCCCCUCAGUUGUUGGAGAAGCUUGUUGAGGAGAUCCAAAAUCUGAAGGCCACAGUUCUCUCUCAGGAGAAACGAAUCUGUGACUUAGAGAAUGAGCUCUCUAAGUACACUAAUGGCACAGUCUGAAUAAAGCUAACUCAUCCUAUGCACACUGCCCAAUUCACUGCUAACCCCUCACAACUAAAGUAUGAGCACAGAUAGGCCAAGCCACCUCAACUCACACCAGCUAUUAUCGACACCGUAACUCCGGUUCAACUGGCUGUACCGCCAAUUGACUUCACAGGCUUUUUCUAAAUGUGAAUAAAUCAUACAGUAGUUCCAUUUUGGAGAAUUAGGAGAUUUAAUUUGGCAAAGGCACUUAUAAUGCUCGUCCUGAUGCUUUGUAGAAAAUUUUUUUAUAUUGUGUAGUAGUACACACUAUUAGCUGUAUUCCUUAAAUGCUUAAGGAAUAAUAUCAGGAAGAAUUUAUGUCAGCUAUUCAAAAGGUAGGCAAAACCACCUUCAUUUUAGGAUUUACAAAUCCUUUAAUGUACUUACUGCUUUUUAACCUUAAAUGCUGUCAAAUAAUGACAGAAGAAAUGUAGCUGCAGCUUUCUGUAGUGCUUAACAGUCUUUGGUAGUCUCUUUGGUAGUCUCUGUGUGAACAUACCUCAUUUUAAAGACCAGGACUUGGGAUCAGAUGGUAGCAUAUGUAGCCCUUAUUUGGUCAGCUCUGGACAAGCAACAUCUAUAGCAUGACUAUGAUAUGUCAGGACAGUAGUGAGCUCAGUAAUGCCGCCAAUACACUACACAAUUUUCAUCGGAUCAUCGGAUUGCUGUUCUUUUCACACUACACUAACUUUUUUGGGUAUCACGAAGUUGCUGUGGUUUACACAUAACAACGGAUCGGUGACUGUGGGUCACACAUCACACAAUUUCACUAGGAAGAAUCCACAACAA